Molecule: messenger RNA, 561 nt
Organism: Aureobasidium melanogenum CBS 110374
Lineage: Eukaryota; Fungi; Ascomycota; Dothideomycetes; Dothideales; Saccotheciaceae
Exons: 1
Coding region: 1-561 (186 amino acids)
Biological process (GO): regulation of translational fidelity; glutaminyl-tRNAGln biosynthesis via transamidation
Molecular function (GO): glutaminyl-tRNA synthase (glutamine-hydrolyzing) activity
Source: RefSeq, a predicted model, not a curated record
AUGCCGCCUCUAUCAUUACGGACAACUCUACCACGCCACCUGGUCCACCGCGCAAACUUCCACACCACAAGACCCACACGCUCAAAACUCGACGUCGAAGCUCUACUCGCAGCACCAACCUGGUCACUAGACACUUUACUCCCUUCCUCCUCUUCUACUUCGCAAACACCGACAAUCACCUCUGCUCAACUACACCACCUCCUCCGCCUCUCCGCCCUCCCACCUCCAAAAGACUCUUCCGAAGAACAAAAAAUGCUUUCCUCAUUACACUCCCACCUGCACUUUGUCGCCGAGAUCCGCAAAGUCGAUGCUACAAAUAUUACUCCGUUACAAAGUCUUCGAGACGAGACUAGUGCAGGGAGGAAGGAGCAAGAGAUAGGCUUGGAAGAGUUGGAAGAGGCGUUCAAGAAUGAGGAUGUCAAGGGAAAGUACUAUAAGAGGAUUAGGAGGAGGCAAGAAGAGGCGGAAGAGGGAGAGAGUGCAAGGACUUGGGAUGUCACGGCUGCUGCGAAGAAGAAGGUGGGGAGGUAUUUUGUUGUUGACGGUGGAAAGGAAGGGUAA